Vespula vulgaris is the source of this 1270-nucleotide messenger RNA. RefSeq lists its product as uncharacterized. Gene Ontology annotation, molecular function: ribosome binding. Gene Ontology annotation, cellular component: mitochondrial inner membrane. NCBI's taxonomy places the organism in Eukaryota, Metazoa, Arthropoda, Insecta, Hymenoptera, Vespidae. The transcript is spliced from 3 exons. Bases 88 to 837 code for a protein of 249 amino acids. The record is from RefSeq and is a predicted model, not a curated record. Gene Ontology annotation, biological process: inner mitochondrial membrane organization; protein insertion into mitochondrial inner membrane from matrix.
UAUCGAUGUAUGUGUACUACGUGCCGUUGGCUUAUAUAUAAAUACAUGCUAACGAGUAACACAUACUGUUUGAAAUAAAAAUUGAAAAUGUUGACUGUGAUCAUUAAAAGGACUGUUUCUCGAUUAGGUUUACGAAACUUGUAUGUAUCCGUAGCAUGUAAUAAUUAUAUAUUGAGAACGAAAAGAUAUCAAUCCAAAGAAUUAAUAUUGCCGUCUAUAACCUCCAAAGGAAAUAUAAUAUAUAGAAAUUUUUCUCAAAACGAGGAAAAGAAGAAAGAAAAAAAAGAAUUUUUGCCACAACUUAUACCUGGUCCCAUUGUUAUGACAUAUUCUAUUUUUAAUACCCUUAAAAUGCGUUUCCUUCAAUUACUUAUACCUUCUUUAACAAAGGAUUCAGAGUUUAAGUUGAGAGAUAUUAUGGAUUCUGCUAGAAAAGCAGCUUCGAUGGUAUCAAUAGCAUUAGCAAAUAAAGAUUAUAAUUCUUUAUACAAUCUUGUAGAUAUUAGCGUAUUACAAAUAUUAAAGUCAAAAGUAGACACAUUAACCGAAGAACAAAGAAAACUUAUUGCUAUGACAGAAGAAAGUAUAUUUUUAUGUUUCCCUUAUAAUCUUAACUUCAUAAUGGAUUCAGAAGAUAAUGCAACUGUAGUAUUGGAAUUGGUUAUACAUUAUGCGCCAGGCGUGGAUCUUAACGAUAUCUUUUCUAAAAGUAAGUUUAUUCAAUUUACGAGAAUUGAACAUAAGUGUGUAAGCAAUUAUACAUUUACACGAGAUUAUACGCAGGGUAAAGAUACUUAUUGGAUAAUCACACAUCUUAAUCACUGUCAAAUAAAUUAAAGCUAAUGUAAUCGUUUAACAGCUAAAACUAUUAAUAAGAAUAAAAAAGAAAAAAUAAAUAAAUAAAUAAAUAAAUCAUUAAAUUGUAAAAAAAAAGAAAUAAUAGAGAAAAAAGGUUAUUUUUUUGCAAGAUAAAAAUAUGAAGAAGUUUUUAUAGUUAUUGUACGUAAUAAAUAUUAUAAUUUUUUUUUAUUAAAAUAUCCUAUUAAAAAAAUAUUCUCAAGAUAAUAAUGUUUGGUUAUUAAAAGGUUAAAUCGAAUUUUCCAAUUAAAUACGAAAUGAGGGAGAUAUUGUUAAAUAUUGACGAAUCACUUUCUAAAAAUCUAAUUGCGAUUUUAACUGAUUUAUAACUAUAUCGCUUUAAAUCAAUGCCUAUACGAUAUCUUUGAAAAAUCUUAAGCAAUAAACGCAUAUUCCCUAUCAUGUAAUGAAA